Messenger RNA from Trichoplusia ni (cabbage looper), 1162 nucleotides. RefSeq names its product fumarylacetoacetate hydrolase domain-containing protein 2 (gene Faah). The coding region runs from base 115 to 1092 and encodes 325 amino acids. NCBI's taxonomy places the organism in Eukaryota, Metazoa, Arthropoda, Insecta, Lepidoptera, Noctuidae. Gene Ontology annotation, molecular function: hydro-lyase activity. The transcript is spliced from 5 exons. The record is from RefSeq and is a predicted model, not a curated record.
AAAUGCAAGUCGCCCUUAAUAGUCAAAACUUUUUUAUCAACUCACCAACCUUGAAACUGUGUAAACACUUCAAAUUCAUUACAAAAAUUAUAUAAUCUAUCUAUUUCCACAAUCAUGAGAGCUAUGAGGAUAAGCGCGCGCGUAAUAAAUACGCAUUUUCUGUCGAAAGGCCACAGGAGUAACAGUUUUGGUGCGAGGAGUAUAUCAACAUCGAGUUUUAGAAACAUGAAAUAUGUACAAUUUACUUAUAAUGCUGACCCCAGCACAGUUCGUGUUGGAUAUAUCGACUGCUGUAAUGUUGUGGACAUUAACUCGGCUGACUGCGGAAUGCCCCACACCAUGAUUGAUAUAUUGAAAAAAGGAGUGGUAGACAAAGUUGCUGAACUAAGGCAGUGCAAUCCGACUUCAGUCCCGCUAACAGAUGUGACGCUGGUGGCGCCGAUUCACGGCGUGGAUAAGAUACUAUGCGUUGCUUUGAACUACGCUGACCACUGUAGAGAACAAAACUUGGAGCAACCCAAACUGCCUAUUAUAUUCAGCAAGUUUUCCAGCACUAUUAUUGGACAGAACGAGCCUUUAAGACUGAGGACUGAGAUUGUUAAGAAAGUUGAUUGGGAGGUGGAGUUAGCAGUUGUAAUCGGCCAGAAAGCCAGUGCGGUACCUGCGGCUGAAGCCUACAAAUACAUCUUUGGUUACACCGUCGCUCAGGACAUCUCUGCUAGGGACUGGCAGAAGGAGAAGAAUGGAGGACAGUUUUUACUGGGCAAGUCUCAAGACGGAUUCUGCCCCAUCGGCCCCUGCAUCCUGACUAGCGACGAAAUCGGUGACCCACAUAACCUGGACAUCAAAUGCACCCUGAACGGCGUGGAGAAACAAUCGAGCAACACCAGUAACCUCAUACACACCAUACCUAAUAUUAUCGAGAGGCUUACGUCGGUUAUGACUUUACUGCCCGGUGAUUUGAUCCUGACCGGUACCCCCGGCGGCGUGGGGGUCCACCGCAACCCCCCCGAGUUCCUCAAGCCUGGUGACGUCAUCCGCAGCGAAAUCCAGAAGAUUGGCUCCUUCGAGAUCAAAGUCGAACAGUUUUGAACGAAUUAUGUCAUGUAAAUAUAUUUAUAUUAUUAUUUUUUGAAUAUAUUAUUAUAUUGUUUUGUUACAU